Pleurotus ostreatus (oyster mushroom) is the source of this 708-nucleotide messenger RNA. RefSeq lists its product as uncharacterized. Lineage: Eukaryota; Fungi; Basidiomycota; Agaricomycetes; Agaricales; Pleurotaceae. The record is from RefSeq and is a predicted model, not a curated record. The transcript has 4 exons. The coding region runs from base 1 to 708 and encodes 235 amino acids.
AUGUCAGAGCAGGCCGACUUCGCACUCACCAUCACCCCUCUCAAUCUAGGGAGUAUUCCUCCCGAAGACGCGAUCCUGCAGGCUGCCCAGAAAAUCCUAGAUUCCGUGCAAUCAUGGCAUGUGGGAAAGACGAUCCGUGGGGUCAAGACCUUCAGUCGGCCAAAGCAAGCUGGGGACGGCGCGCCCUGGCAUGCUAGACGCAGUGAACAUACCGCCGAGGAAGCUACAUUUGAUGAUUUGUGGUCGAAGCUUGCAGUCAAUAAAGCAGAGAACGAGAAAGAAUUUAUACCAGAGAUUAAGAAAGUGACACUAGUCAAACAAAUCUCGCCCACUCAAUCAGUGUGGACCCUGUACUACACGUUCCCCCCGCCUGUCUCCCCUCGGGUAUUCACCGUCUUGCAAGUCGUCCACCUGGAAGAGAUAUCCCCACGUUCUGGCACGAUAGUAUCUAUACCAAUAGACGUAACCGCCGAUAAAGAAUUGGCGAAACUUGAAGAGAAAGGCGUGAGGGGUCGGUAUACGAGUGCCGAGCGUAUCCGUGAAUUGGAAGACGGCAAGACGGAGUGGCUUAUGGCGACAUCUAGCACUCCAGGCGGCUCAAUUCCAACUUUUAUCGUCGAACGCUCCAUGGCCAGCUCGAUAGUGCAGGUACAGUCCACGAUUUUAUAUAAGAAAUGGCUAGUCCUCAUUAUCAUUAUGUUCGAAUAG